Messenger RNA from Haliotis rufescens (red abalone), 1215 nucleotides. RefSeq names its product collagen alpha-1(IV) chain-like. Gene Ontology annotation, cellular component: basement membrane. The record is from RefSeq and is a predicted model, not a curated record. The transcript has 2 exons. Bases 1 to 1215 code for a protein of 404 amino acids. NCBI's taxonomy places the organism in Eukaryota, Metazoa, Mollusca, Gastropoda, Lepetellida, Haliotidae.
AUGACCCGCACCCCAGGAUCACCCGCCUCCCCAGGUUCACCCGCCACCCCAGGCACCCGAGGUUCACCCGCCACCUCAGGGAGCCCAGGUUCCCCCGUCUGCCCAGGUUCACCAGACACCCCAGACACCCCAGGUUCACCCACCACCCCAGGCACCCCAGGUUCACCCGCCUCCCCAGGUUCACCCGCCACCCCAGGCACCCCAGGUUCACCCGCCACCCCAGGAACCCCAGGUUCACCCGCCUCCCCAGGCGCCCCAGGCACCCUAGGUUCACCCGCCACCCCAGGCACCCUAGGCACCCCAGGUUCACCCGCCACCCCAGGUACCCCAGGUUCAGCCGCCUCCCCAGGCGCCCCAGGCACCCCAGGUUCACCCGCCACCCCAGGCACCCCAGGUUCACCCGCCACUUCAGGGAGCCCAGGUUCACCCGCCACCCCAGGUUCCUCCGCCACCCCAGGGAGCCCAGGUUCACCCGCCACCCCAGGUUCCUCCGCCACCCCAGGGAGCCCAGGUUCCCCCGCCUCCCCAGGUUCACCCGCCACCUCAGGGAACCCAGCUUUUCCCACAUCCCAGGGAGCCCAGGAUCCCACGCCACCUCAGGGACCCUUGGGUUCACCCGCCACCUUAGGGAGCCCAUCUUUCCCCAAACCUCUUAGGGAGCCCAGCUUUCUCAGCCACCACAGGCACCCUUGGUUCACCCGCCACUUCAGGGAACCUAGGUUUUCCCACAUCCCGGGGAGCCCAGGAUCCCACGCCACCUCAGGGACCCUUGGGUUCCCCCGCCACCUCAGGGAGCAAAGCUUUCUCAGCCACCUCAGGGAGCCUAGGUUCCCCCGCCACCUCAGGGAGACCAGCUUCCUCAGCCGCCCAGGCACCCCAGGCUUCCCCGCCACCUCAGGGAGCCUAUACUUCCCCCGCCACCUCAGGGGGCCCAGCUUUCUCAGCCACCUCAGGGAGACCAGAUUUCUCCGCCACCCCAGAUUUCCACGCCACUACAGGGAGCCCAGCUUUUUCUGCCACCCCAGCUUUCCCUGCCACCUCAGGGAGCCAAGCUUUGUCCGCCAUCUCAGGGACACAAGGUUCACCCGCCACUUCAGGGUCCCUUGCUUUUGCCUCGCCACCCCAGGGAGCCCAGGUCCUGCAAGCUCCCCAGGCAAAACAGGUUCCCCCGCCACCUCAAGGAUCCCAGCUUUUCCCGCCACCCCGGUUCCCUAA